Prunus mume (Japanese apricot) is the source of this 833-nucleotide messenger RNA. RefSeq names its product protein C2-DOMAIN ABA-RELATED 5-like. Lineage: Eukaryota; Viridiplantae; Streptophyta; Magnoliopsida; Rosales; Rosaceae. The record is from RefSeq and is a predicted model, not a curated record.
GCCAACUUCACUCAGGGACUGAGAUUUAGACUGAGGCUCUCAAAUUGCAAAUCGAACCUCUCAUCCUCCUCCUACUCCUGGGAUUUCUGGUGCUUCUUACUUUGUGAAGAAAAAUAAAGUUAAAAUCUGGAUCCAAUGGAGAACAUGAUGGGUCUUCUGAGAAUUCACAUCCAAAGAGGAGUGAAACUUGCUGUUAGAGACAUGAGAAGCAGUGACCCUUAUGUUGUUAUCAAAAUGGGCAAGCAGCAGAAGGUGAAAACCAAGGUGGUGAAGAAGAAUGUGAAUCCUGAGUGGAAUGAAGAUUUGACACUCUCAGUUGCAGACCCAAAUCUCCCAAUCAGGCUUUAUGUGUAUGACAGAGACACCUUUAGUUUUGAUGAUAAGAUGGGGGAUGCAGAGUUUGAGAUUGCGACAUUUAUUAAGGUCUUGAAGAUGCGCUUGGAAGGCCUCCCAGAUGGGACAAUAAUCACAAAAGUGCAACCAAAUAGGCAAAACUGCCUUGCUGAAGAGAGCUACAUUGUCUGGUCCAAAGGCCAACUUGUCCAAAACAUGGUCCUCAGACUGAGAAAUGUGGAGUGUGGGGAAGUUGAACUUCAAUUGCAGUGGAUUGAUAUUCCUACCUCUUAAGGGUCUCUAGAUUUGCAUUGCAUCCACACGGUCUAUGUGUAUAGUUUUGAGUCUUUGGUUCAUGAAUGUCAGAAUAGUGAUGUUUUAGAAGGGUAUCCACCUAUGUAGUAUGUAUUGCUAACAUAUGGGAUGUGAGAAAACAAAUUAGAAUAACUUGAUUUUCAUUAUGUAGUACAUUACUGUUUAUUUGAUUCUCAUUUUGGUUU